UCGCCAAAAAAGAAAGAAAGAAAUAAAAAGCCAAAAUUGAAAAACAACGCGUCGUUUUUUCAUCGAUGAAACAUAUUAACCCAGUGACUCUCUCUCUCUCUCCUCGUCGAUUUCUCUCUGAAACUCUCUCUCUCUCUAGCAAGUGGCAGGUUUAUCUCAUGAGAGCAUUGCUACUACUGAAAUAGCAAGUGAUUAUAGAGACACCUAUGGGGACUGAAAAUCCUGGUCGACCAAAUUUUACUCCAAGACCUACCACUACACCUUUUGCUGCUCCUCCUCGGACCAUGACGCCUUUUACAUCUUCAGGUCCUGUGGUUGGACAAGAGGCAUCUGGUUUUAGACCACCUCCACAGACACCUUUCUCUUCGUCUGGGCCUGUGGUUGGAUCAGAUGUUUCUACCUUCAGACCUACUCCACCAGCUCCUCCACAGGCUACCAUGCCUUUCUCAUCUUUUGGGCCUGCAGGUGGACCACAGACCUCUCCCUUUAGGCCUAGCACACCAGCUAGGUUUAAUGAUCCAUCCGUGCCUCCUCCACCAACAGCAAAUGCUCCACCGACUGCUGGACCUUUCUCCCGUUUCCCGACUCCACCAUUUUCUUCAACACCUCAGUUUCCUUCGACAGCGCCACCACCCCCUUCCCGUCCUCCACCUAUGGGCCAACUACCUUUUCAACCUCCAGGAGGUCAAGCUCCAUUUCAACGACCACAGCAGCAGAUGCCUUCUGUACAAAUGGGAUCUCCACCUCAAACUAUAAAUUCUGCUCCACCAGGUAUGAGUCUUCAUCAGUCUCCAUCAGAUUCGUCCUUCCCAGCUCCCCAGCCAAGGGCUCAGACAUCUUUCCCUGGAUAUGCACGGGGAAAUCCACAAGCCCCACCAGCUCAGUCUCCAUUUCUUACUCAUCAAGGAGGCUUUCCCGCUCCACCUGCAGCAUCUUCCCCUUUCGCUGCUCAGCAAGUGGGUUAUGGAGUACCUCCACCAGUGGCAGCUCCACUGGGUCUGCAGUCGCAACAUCCUGGCUCCGGACCCCCACUUGGUGGUGUCCAAGCCUUGACAGAGGACUUCAGCUCAUUAUCUGUUGGAUCUGUUCCCGGAUCAAUUGAACCUGGAAUUGACCCUAAAGCUCUGCCGAGGCCUUUGUGUGGUGAUGUGGAGCCAAAACCACUUGCUGAGAUGUUCCCCUUGAACUGCAAUCCUAGAUUUUUAAGGCUUACAACGGGUGCAAUACCAAGUUCCCAGUCUUUGUCGUCAAGGUGGCAUCUACCUCUGGGUGCUGUUGUUUGUCCACUUGCCGAAUCACCUGAUGGGGAGGAAGUGCCAGUGGUUAAUUUUGGUGCUGCUGGGAUUAUUCGCUGUAGAAGAUGUCGGACAUAUGUAAACCCAUAUGUGACAUUUACAGAUGCUGGAAGAAAGUGGCGUUGCAAUAUCUGUGCUCUACUUAAUGAUGUUCCAGGCGAUUACUUUGCCAAUUUGGAUGCCACUGGCAGAAGAAUUGAUAUGGACCAGCGACCUGAGCUUACACAUGGUAGUGUGGAAUUUGUUGCUCCAACUGAAUAUAUGGUGCGGGCUCCUAUGCCGCCACUGUAUUUUUUCCUCAUCGACGUUUCUUCAUCUGCAGUGAGAAGUGGUAUGAUUGAGGUUGUGGCCCAAACUAUUCGGUCAUGCUUGGAUGACCUGCCUGGCCACCCCAGAACACAAAUAGGGUUUGCAACUUUUGACAGCACAAUACAUUUUUAUAAUAUGAAGUCUUCUUUAACUCAGCCUCAAAUGAUGGUGGUCUCAGAUUUGGAUGACGUAUUUGUCCCAUUGCCAGAUGAUCUUCUGGUCAACUUAUCUGAAUCAAGAAGUGUUGUGGAGACCUUCCUAGAUAGCUUGCCGUCUAUGUUCCAGGACAACUCAAAUGUGGAGUCUGCUUUUGGUCCAGCUCUUAAAGCCUCACUUAUGCUUAUGAGUCAACUUGGUGGAAAAUUGUUGAUUUUUCAAAAUACACUUCCAUCUCUUGGUGUUGGCCGCUUGAAAUUGCGUGGAGAUGAUCUUCGUGUCUAUGGAACAGAUAAAGAACAUCCUCUAAGACUACCAGAAGAUCCUUUCUACAAGCAGAUGGCUGCAGAAUUUACCAAGUUCCAGAUAGGAGUAAACGUAUAUGCCUUCAGUGACAAGUACACUGAUAUAGCCUCAUUAGGUACUCUGGCAAAAUAUACCGGGGGUCAGGUGUACUAUUACCCAAAUUUCCAAUCUACCAUUCAUGGAGAGAAGUUGAGACAUGAGUUAGCCAGAGAUCUUACUAGGGAAACUGCCUGGGAGGCAGUCAUGCGCAUAAGAUGUGGAAAAGGAGUCCGCUUUACAUCUUAUCACGGGAAUUUUAUGCUGAGGUCCACCGAUUUAUUAGCACUUCCAGCUGUAGAUUGUGAUAAAGCAUUUGCGAUGCAGCUCUCACUUGAAGAGACAUUACUAACUAUUCAGACAGUAUACUUCCAAGUAGCUUUACUAUACACUGCAUCCUGCGGAGAAAGGCGUAUUAGAGUACAUACAGCAGCAGUACCUGUUGUUACAGAUCUGGGAGAGAUGUAUCGCCAGGCUGACACUGGUGCUAUUGUCACCUUGCUUUCCAGGCUAGCAAUAGAAAAGACUUUGUCGAGUAAGUUGGAAGAUGCUCGGAACUCUUUGCAGCUUAGAAUUGUCAAAGCCCUUAAAGAAUUUAGAAAUCUUUAUGCUGUACAACACCGUUUGGGAGGGAAGAUGAUAUAUCCAGAGUCUCUGAAGUUCUUACCCAUGUAUGGAUUAGCACUUUGUAAGUCAGCACCUCUCCGUGGGGGGUAUGCAGAUGUAUCACUUGAUGAACGGUGUGCAGCAGGCCACACAAUGAUGACUCUACCAGUUAAAAAAUUGUUGAAGCUUCUAUACCCUAGUUUAAUACGGCUCGAUGAGUAUCUUUUGAAGCCUUCUGCUGAUGCUGAUGACUUCAACAGCAUAGAGAAUAGAUUACCACUAGUAGCUGAGAACUUAGAUUCCAGAGGCCUUUACAUAUAUGAUGAUGGGUUUCGCUUUGUUCUAUGGUUUGGUAGAGUUCUUCCACCUGAUAUAGCGAAGAAUCUUCUUGGGGCUGACUUUGCAGCCGAGUUAUCAAAGGUCACCCUUUGUGAGCGUGAUAAUGAAAUGUCAAAGAAGCUAAUGAGGAUACUUAAGAAAUUUAGAGAAAGUGAUCCUUCAUAUCAUCAGUUGUGUUAUCUUGUAAGACAAGGAGAGCAGCCACGAGAAGGUCAUCUUCUCCUUGCCAAUCUUGUUGAGGAACAGAUGGGGGGGACCAACAGUUAUGUUGAUUGGAUACUUCAGGUACACCGGCAAGUCCAGCAAAAUCCGUAAUUUAGAGCAGGAUGUUUUUUUUAAACUUAUUGCAUGCCUCAUCUGUGAAGUGGUGAAGCAAAUAUUUGUUCAGUGUGAUGAAGAACAACGGAUAAUUCAGCCAUGGCAUCAUCCCCUCGGGACUGUGGUUGGUGGAGUUGAAGAUUAGAUCGUCGCCAUGCACAGUUGGGGAUCAUUUGUUUGUUCAUCACAGGAUGCGAUAAUUAUAGAUGUACUGUAGUCCUAUAUUCUUGUGCCUUCAUCUUUAAUGUCGAGAAAAUUUUUGUAUGUGAUAUCCUUCUUCAAUUCUUUUUUUUUUUUUUUUUCUCCAAGUGUUGACAGUUGGCACGCCUUAUUCAAAAAUAUUUUUGAAUAGUUCUAUUCCGGCCUCCCAUUUUGAUGUACGAACCUUCCAAACUUUUUGUACUUUCUAUCCAUUUAUAUAUAUGUACCUCCCAAAACUUUUUAUA
Molecule: messenger RNA, 3811 nt
Organism: Rosa rugosa (rugosa rose)
Lineage: Eukaryota; Viridiplantae; Streptophyta; Magnoliopsida; Rosales; Rosaceae
Product: protein transport protein SEC24 A
Exons: 14
Coding region: 207-3362 (1051 amino acids)
Biological process (GO): intracellular protein transport; endoplasmic reticulum to Golgi vesicle-mediated transport; COPII-coated vesicle cargo loading
Cellular component (GO): endoplasmic reticulum exit site; COPII vesicle coat
Molecular function (GO): zinc ion binding; SNARE binding
Source: RefSeq, a predicted model, not a curated record